GUGCCGAGUGCACACAGUUUGGUAUCCUCGCGGGCGGUUCUGCUGUGCGUGGUCAGAUUGCGCGCACGCACAAUGCAAGGAAGGUGUCGGACAAAUCCACUCCAGUAAGAGCAAGAGCUAUGGAGUCCUCUCUGGAGUUGUCAAACUCUUUGGGCAGCGUGUCGUCGCUGCUGAGCGGCUGCAGGACCUUCAAGGUGCUCGUGAUCGGGGACUCCGCGGUGGGAAAGACCUGCCUCACGCACCGACUCAGCGCCGGUCACUUCCCCAGCGCCGCGGAGGCCACGAUCGGCGUGGACUUCCGAGAGAGACUGCUUGACAUCGACGGGGAGAUGAUCAAGCUCCAACUGUGGGACACAGCGGGACAAGAACGCUUUCGCAAGUCCAUGGUGCAGCACUUCUACCGUAACGUGCACGCAGUUCUCUUCGUGUAUGACGUCACGUGCCGGGCCAGCUUCAACAGCCUCUCCGUGUGGGUAGAAGAGUGCAGACGGAACUCGCUCGGCCAGGAAGUCCCCAGGUUCCUGGUGGGGAACAAGACCGACCUCCGUGACGUCGUAAACGCCGAUGGCCUGGUGAGCCAGGAACAGGCGAUCAAAUUUGCAAAGACUCACAACAUGAUGUUUUUCGAGACAUCGGCCAAAUACACAAGCGGACGACGCGGUGUUGCGGAGGCGCCCUAUCAGCGGGAUAAGGUGGAGGAUGUUGUCAAUGCUGUCGGUGGCAGACUGAAGAGACAGCAGAGUCCCAGCGCCGCAUACAACCUGGCAUACAGCGGCUCUUUUAAAGUUUUCAACAAAAAAACUGAGGACAAAGAAAUGUGGCGUUGCUGCUGAAAGAUAAGACAACAAUUAGGAAUGAUUGAGAGAGACUAAUACAGACUUAAAUAUUUAUACUUUUUAAUAUUAGGCAGGUUACACUUUCAGAUAUUGUAUGUUUGUACUCUUAUUGUUGAUUAAUUACCAAAUAAAAUAAUGCGAAUGGA
Messenger RNA from Phycodurus eques (leafy seadragon), 982 nucleotides. RefSeq names its product ras-related protein Rab-33B-like. The coding region runs from base 120 to 833 and encodes 237 amino acids. Gene Ontology annotation, molecular function: GTP binding; GTPase activity. The record is from RefSeq and is a predicted model, not a curated record. The transcript is spliced from 3 exons. Gene Ontology annotation, cellular component: Golgi apparatus; endosome. NCBI's taxonomy places the organism in Eukaryota, Metazoa, Chordata, Actinopteri, Syngnathiformes, Syngnathidae.